AUGGCUUGGUCAACCACCACCACUGUAGCCGCUACCUGUCUGCUUUUUCUCUUGUUGGCCCGCCCCUCUCACGCUUUCGGAGCCGGCAACAUCGCCUCUAUAUCCAAAAUCGAGGGCCAGAAUUGGCGCCAUGGUGACAUCGAAGAUGUGAUCUUAACUCUGAUGAUGGCCCGUUCAGCUGGCGGGAAGAAAUUCUCCAAAAUAGAUGUCCAACGUAUAUAUUUUGGGAAUUGGCUCCGGGACUAUAGCCAGGCUAUCGAUAUUGGUACGGUGAAAUACGUCUCUGUUGAAGCAAUUAGGAUUCUGCUUUUGGUUUUGGGAUUUAUGACGUUUGGGUAUGGCACUGGCGAGUUUGAAGUAACCACUGAGCGCAUUGGAUGCUACCAGCCUACCGAGCACAUCGAUAAUCCAUUGGGAUAUGGCGAGGGCGAGGACCCACGUCGAUAUCAUAGACGACUCAGAGGCCCUAUCGACGAACAGAGGGAGCUGGGCAUCGAUCCUCGUACUGGCUUGAAGAACUACAUCGCGACUGAGGAUCUAGGUAUCGACAAUUCUGCACAACUUCUGAGAAGGUUAUUUGGUAGAUGCAUUGAACUUGGUCGCAAAUAUUCUCGCUCGCGUAACGAGAGCGACUUGCAUGAAGCCCUGAGGCUCAUGGGAACUGGUCUGCACACCCUCGAAGACUAUAUGGCCCAUAGCAACUAUACAGAGCUGAGUCUGAUCGAACUUGGCGAGACCGAUAUUUUCCCUCAUGUUGGCAGAAACACUAAGGUUCAACUUCAAGGGACAAGAGACAAAGUUUAUCCCAUCGUGACGGGCACAUUUGGUGGCGUGGACUUCCUCCAUAGUGUUAUGGGAGAAAUUUCUGAUAAGGCGACUCAAUCCGAAAUACAAAGCUUGGAGGGUGUGAUCGCAGAUUCUGAAAAGGAACAACUGCAGGAAGGGUUUCUCCAAAACCUUCUCGAUAAGAUUCCUAACGGCCUCUUCGGAGGCGAUGACAGUGGCACAAAAAUGAAUGAAUUCAAGUCCAAUGCACAGUCUAAUAAGAAAAGAACCGAGAACAUUUCUCCUCGCGAACCAGAGGAAUGGGUCAAUUACCUUAAUGACGUUCACCAACAGGUCUACCCACUCUUGGAAUGGCACGACAAUUUGAUGAAGUCCAUCAACAAAGCGAUUGAGACGAUCCCGGGACUCUCUGAUAUAGUUGAGCAAGUUCAGGAGCAACUCAAUGUCUUCGUCUUUUCCGUACUGGCUCCCUACGUUCUCCCGAUUAUCAAGCAGGUCAAAUUUGAACUUCAGACUGGUUCAUCAGAGGUCAUUCAGAGCAGCAAAGCCCAACAGUAUAACACUUUCAAUGAUGACUACUGUACUGAUCCAACUCACUCCAUGCUAUCUAAGGACCACUUCAGCAACCUGCUAAAUGAGCCAGCUGGAAAGGCUGCUGCGGAAAUUGUGAGAUGGGUGGUUCCGCAGAUCAUGGAGUGCUGGGAUGACGAAAGCAUUGAUGUUGACCGUACAAUGAAUAGGAUUAUCAGCGGCGUCCUUCAUCACCCAGCUCUACGUGAUUACGGGGAAGAUGGUGCGAAGGACAUGCGUCUAACUAUGUUUUGCAUUGUGGAGAGCUGGUGGAACGAACAAGGACGUCGUGGCCAGGAUUCGCUUCGUCGACAGCUCAGCCGAGAAGGUGUCCGGAAUGGCGAUAACCAUAAGCCUGGAGUCCACGACUCUGGGCAUGGUUGCGGCAAACCUAUGACUCUCCCGACCCGGAGUCACUUCGUCCCAGGUGGUGCUCAGGAUUUGUUUGGCCUCGGAGGCUUUUCGGGGAAAUCUUCAAAACAAUCGAUGCCAUCGGAAAUUGAGAAAAUGGCUUCUGAGGCUGUUGGAGGAGGUUUAAUUGGUAGUUUAGUCGGGGGAAUAGUUGGUGGAGCUACAACUGGCACGUUAGAUCAACGGGACGAUGGUAAGCGCCGAAAGGAGAGGAGAGACUAUCACUCACCUCAGUACCCACAGCAACAUGAUUAUUGCCAAGGCAAGGAUAACAAAAAGGAUGAAGAUGAGAAACAGAAAAAGAAGCACAAGGAGGAGAAGGGAGACAAGGAUGACAAGAAAGAUAGGAAAGAUAAAAAGGACAAUGAUGACAAGAAAGAGACAAAGCACAAGGAAGAAAAGGAAGGAAAGAAGUACAAAGAAAAGGAGAAGAAAUAUAAAGAUUAUAAGGAAGAAAAGAAAGAGAAGAAAGCUGACAAGGACAAAAAACAUAAAGAAGAUAAAUACAAAUCGAAGAGCUAUGACGACGACGGCCGCCAAGAGUAUCAGAGUAGUGGAUAUCGCCAGGCCCAAUAUGGUGAAACAUCUAGCUACGGUCGUGGUGAAGAAAGUUACGGGACGGGCCGUUCCGGUGGUUACGGUGAGCGUUCUGGUGGUGGUGGUGGUGGUGAGAAUCGCGGCUACUAUGGCGAAAACAAACCUCAGACCUAUGGGGAUGGGAAUAACGAACCUGAGCCCCGAGACUACAGAGGGUUUUACGGCGGCGAGAGUGGUGGGUAUGGCGGUGGAGAAUCCCGCACUUACGGUCAUCGACAGGAAUGCGAAACCUUGACUUCUCAGCCGUACGGCCGACGUGAGCACUCUGGCUCCCGCGAAAGGGAACUACGCCACUAUGAAAGUGGGCACUGUGGCAGUGAUGAGCGCCGUCAUGGUAGCCGUGAACGGGAUCAUCGUCAUAGGGGAGACAACGAUGACGAUGAAGAUAAAUACCGUCGCAAGUAUAAGAAUAGGAGUGGAGAUGAGGAUGAUGAUAAUGGGAGUGAUGAUGGUCGUAGGAAAAGGCACGGACAGAAACAGCAACACCAUAGACGUGAUUCUUAG
This is a messenger RNA of Paracoccidioides lutzii Pb01, 2868 nucleotides long. RefSeq lists its product as hypothetical. The coding region runs from base 1 to 2868 and encodes 955 amino acids. The transcript has 8 exons. The record is from RefSeq and is a predicted model, not a curated record.